Salvia splendens (bonfire salvia) is the source of this 3173-nucleotide messenger RNA. Its product is annotated as methionine--tRNA ligase, chloroplastic/mitochondrial-like. NCBI's taxonomy places the organism in Eukaryota, Viridiplantae, Streptophyta, Magnoliopsida, Lamiales, Lamiaceae. Gene Ontology annotation, cellular component: chloroplast stroma; mitochondrion. The record is from RefSeq and is a predicted model, not a curated record. Bases 55 to 1923 code for a protein of 622 amino acids. Gene Ontology annotation, molecular function: ATP binding; methionine-tRNA ligase activity. Gene Ontology annotation, biological process: methionyl-tRNA aminoacylation. The transcript is spliced from 14 exons.
CCUUUUCUCACUAGUCUCUGCUGCACAGCCUCUUAACUCUCAACCACAGCAUCAAUGGCGUGUGGAGUUCAAUACUCCAUUAACAAUAGCCUCCGUUUCUUCUCCUCCUCCCCAUUCUCUCUCAAUUUCCUAUCCACUGCAAGACCCCAUAAAAUUCGCUUCAGAAAUUCUAAGUAUUUCUCCAUUUCCAAGGACGCGCUGUACCGCACUUGUAGCGCCGCCAACACUUCAAAUACUGCCGAACGAUUCGUCCUCACCACUCCGCUUUAUUACGUCAAUGCCCCGCCGCAUAUGGGCAGCGCCUACACAACCAUUGCCGCCGACGCCAUCGCCCGUUUUCAGAGACUUUUAGGGAAGAAGGUCGUAUUUAUAACUGGCACAGACGAGCACGGGGAGAAGAUUGCUAAUGCUGCUGCUGGCAAUGGUUCGACUCCUAUCAAACAUUGUGAUUCUGUCUCACAAGCUUACGGGGCACUGUGGAGAGAGCUAGACAUAUCUUAUGACAAGUUCAUUCGUACAACCAAUCCCAACCAUGAAGCAAUUGUCAAGGAGUUCUAUUCUCGGGUUCUGGCAAAUGGUGAUAUCUACCGUGCUGACUAUGAGGGACUGUACUGUGUAAACUGUGAGGAGUAUAAGGAUGAGAAGGAGUUGUUGGAAAAUAAGUGUUGUCCUGUGCACCUCAAGCCAUGCCUUGACAGGAAGGAAGACAAUUACUUCUUUGCAUUGUCGAAGUAUCAAAAACAGCUGGAAGAGAUUUUGGAGGAGAACCCUGAUUUUGUACAACCCUCGUAUCGCUUACACGAGGUACAAGGUUGGGUCAAAAAUGGCUUGAGGGAUUUUUCCAUUUCUCGAACUUCAGUUGAUUGGGGCAUUCCAGUUCCUAGCGAUGCCAAGCAGACUAUAUAUGUAUGGUUUGAUGCUUUGUUGGGUUACAUAUCUGCUCUUUCAGAGGAAGAGGAGCAGCCUAGCUUACAAAAUGCAAUUUCCUCUGGUUGGCCUGCAUCACUGCACUUGAUUGGCAAGGACAUAUUACGGUUUCAUGCAGUUUACUGGCCAGCAAUGCUGAUGUCAGCUGGAGUAAGCCUCCCAAAGAAGGUUUUUGGUCAUGGAUUCUUGACAAAGGAUGGCUUGAAAAUGGGAAAGUCACUGGGGAAUACCCUUGAACCUACUGAUUUGGUGCAUAGAUUUGGACCUGAUGCAGUCAGGUAUUUCUUCCUUAAGGAGGUGGAAUUUGGUAAUGAUGGGGACUACUCAGAGGAGCGUUUCAUCAACAUAGUUAAUGCAAAUCUUGCAAACACCAUUGGUAAUCUUCUUAAUCGUACACUUGGACUUUUGAGGAAGAAUUGUCAAUCCACUAUUGCUGUUGAUUCAGCAAUUGCAGCAGAAGGAAACACACUCAAGGAUGCAGUGGAGAAGCUGGUUGAGAAAGCAAGACAGCACUAUGAGAAUCUUGAACUGUCAUCAGCUUGUGCGGCUGUGCUGGAGAUUGGUAGUGCUGGAAAUGUAUAUAUUGAUGAAAAAGCACCAUGGUCUCUUUUUAAGCAAGGGGAGUCUGGGUUCACAACUGCAUCCAAGGACCUUAUAAUUGUACUGGAAGCCAUGAGAAUUGUGGCAAUUGCUUUAUCCCCAAUUACUCCGAGUCUAUCUUCGAAAAUUUACACCCAGCUUGGUUACUCUGAGGACCAAUUCAGUUCCAUCACUUGGAGCGAAACCAGAUGGGGUGGGCUGAAGCAAGGCCAUGUCACAGCUCCGCCAAAACCUGUUUUCUCGAGAAUAGACCUUGAAACUGAGCCGACCAAUACAACCGAUGAUACUAAGAAAACCAGCAAGAAAAAAGAUAAGCAGAAGACCCAAAAGUUAAAUUAUAUAGGUGAUGGAGCACAAUCAUCAGAAGAAACUGUGGUGCUUGAAGUAGGAGCAUAAGCUGAACUCCCUGCUGCAGAGACUGGACCAGAAGCUGCUGCACCUGAACUCUGAAGCUGGAUGGCAGAACGCCGAGAGCUAGUUGUCUCAAACUUGCACAGGUCAGCAAGAAAGACCCCUAAAGGUUUGAAGGUGGUGCCUUACCUUCUGCUAGAGCCAAGUUUUGGUAGAGAUCAACAAUGUUUGGGCAGUUAUAGUAACACUGUGGAGAGCAGAGUUUAAGGGCGAAGCGAGUCUCGAGGAGCGAGUCGGAGGAGAUGCCGACAGACUUCCUCUCAAGCCCACAUGCGCUCACGCACUCGUCAGUCUCUAUGUAUGCUGGUGGCACAUUCAUGGCUAUGACCUCAGAAGUCUUGCACUGUAGCUCCACAUCCCCACCAUCCGUUUGGAGGGUUUCCAACACGCAUCUUCUCCCAGACGACGCAAUGGCAAAAGAGCACAUUCCAGAUGGCAAUUCCUCACACACAAGCUCCCCUACACAGAGAAUUCAAAAAUGAAACAAGGUAUAAAAUGUAUCAUGCAAAACAGGAAAGGAAAAGAAAGCUUUGCUCACCAGUACCAAGAGCUCCUUCAAGGACGAGAGCAAAGGCAAGGAAGGCUAUCAGGCGACUCAUUUUCUACGAAAGGAGAAGCAAUCGACUUGCUAAGAGAAAAAGGUACGUGCAAGAAACAAGAGAUGGAUAAUUUGCUGUGGUUGUGGAGAGCAAGUAGGGGGGAGAUGGGGGGUUUAUAUAGAGGAAGCUUGGCGUUGACAUCAAACGUCGAUGCUGGGAAUAAUUGGCGGUGAGUUUCUUCCAUAGUAUAUUAGUGAAGGUCGAGGCAAGACAUGGGUCGUCGUUGUAGAAAACAGUUAAUGCCACUUUUUUGUUUGAUGCUCUAUGUUUGUUGCUUUGCACAGCUGGUUCAAGUAGACUGUGUAGUGAAGAAUGAAUUCAUCGAAGUUGUUUGGUGGUAUAAGUGCCGGCUGCCCAUUCAAAUAUGCUUUGUAAGAGAGACAAGUGUAUUGCCUUUUGUGGUGGCGUUGUUAACAAAACAGGCCAAUAGCUUGCCCUCUGUUUUUUAUGUGAGAAUGCAGGGUGUGUAUUUAGAUAAAUAAAUAGGGGAAAUAGCAAAUAACAUCCCAAUGUUUAGUCAUAUCUCAAAACCAACAUUUUUGCAUGUUAUUACUUUAUUAUGAAGUACUACUAGUAUAAUAGAAACAUUGAACAUAUAGUUGUUACAUUUGAAAAGGUCGGACGCUUUUUACACAA